AACAGAUCGAUUGAUCAAGUUAGGACAAUAAUGGCUGCUCUGUAUAAAAGGGUUCGCCGGCGCCCCCAUCAGCUUGUGCUCCUUGUGCUCCUGGCCCCCACCAAUUUAACCCUUUCUUGUCCUUCACUUUCACCCUCUGCACGGUUCAGCUGGCAUCUGAUCCUCAUUAUCUCUUUCGCUCUCAUUUAUUAACUCUCCUUCAACAAUAAUGCAUUCCUUCGCUGCGCUCUUCACUCUCGCUUUGCCGGUUUUUGCUAGCGCCCAUGGACAUGAUCGUAUUUCGCGCCAACAUCGCAGGAUGUCCAAUCGCGCUGCAUCAACCCCCCACGUUCGCAAAGCCACUUAUACGUUGAAGGACAUGUAUCAGGGACAGUCAUUUUUAGAUGAAUGGGACUUUUUCUCAGAGUCCGAUCCGACUAACGGCCUCGUUGAUUAUCAGACCAAGGAGGAUGCUGCUUCCAAAGGCCUCGCCUAUGUUCAGGACGACGGUACUACCAUCCUUAAGGUUGACAAUACUACCACGUUACAGUCGGGCCAAAGUCGGGCAUCAGUUCGUAUCAGCUCACAAACUCAGUACAGUAGUGGCCUAUUCAUUGCGGACAUCUAUUCCAUGCCGCAUGGUUGCAGUAUAUGGCCCGCUUAUUGGUCCGUCGGUCCGGAUUGGCCCAACGGUGGUGAAAUCGACGUCAUUGAGGGUGUCAAUCUACAGGAACUUAAUCAGUAUACGCUUCACACCGGUAGUGGCUGCUCCUUGACCAACGAGAGCGUUUCCUCUGGCAGGGUCCUGAGCACCACAUGCACUUCGAGUAAUGGAGAUAACACAGGUUGCGCGUUCCAAGAAACCGAUACUCGCUCUUAUGGUCAUAACUUUAAUAUGGCUGCGGGAGGCGUCUACGCACAUCUGCUUGCUGAUGAUGGCAUUUCCAUUUGGUUCUUUUCCCGCGACGAGAUACCCGCUGAUAUCACGUCUCAAACCCCGGAUCCAUCAUCAUGGUCGAGCCCUGGCGCCUUCUUCCCGUCCACAUCGUGCAAUAUCUCCGAUCACUUUUACGACCACAGUCUCACCAUUGAUACUACGCUUUGCGGAGACUGGGCCGGCGCUGCCUACGGUGGUGCUUGUCCCGGAACAUGUGCAGACGCAGUUGCUGAUCCUACUAACUUCGAUUAUGCCCAGUGGGCCCUCAAUUAUAUUGCCGUUUAUCAGUCCUAAGGAGAGCAUAUUGUAGUAUGCCUGUCACGAUCAUUACACGUUUGUUUUCGUCUCAAUCAUUGUAUCAUAAUGCACACAUCGCGAUGCCUGGUAGCAUCGAUCCUUCUCUAACGUUGAUCGUGCUGGUCCUCUUUUUUUAUCUAAUUGCUGUUACACUGUUUGUAGGAUUAGGGGUUCUGGGGUUAUAAUGUUUUAUACAGGUACAUUAUGUAUGGCGGUUCGUAACGAGUCGUGAUGCUCAUAGAAUAUACACACUUGAC
Molecule: messenger RNA, 1470 nt
Organism: Guyanagaster necrorhizus
Lineage: Eukaryota; Fungi; Basidiomycota; Agaricomycetes; Agaricales; Physalacriaceae
Product: glycoside hydrolase family 16 protein
Exons: 6
Coding region: 209-1210 (333 amino acids)
Biological process (GO): glucan catabolic process
Molecular function (GO): hydrolase activity, hydrolyzing O-glycosyl compounds
Source: RefSeq, a predicted model, not a curated record